AUGUACGAACCUAUCGCAAUAGUUGGCACAGCGUGUCGAUUUCCCGGUGGAGCCAGCACACCCUCCAGGUUGUGGGAUCUCUUGAAGGCGCCAAGGGAUGUUUUGAAAGAGUUCACGCCUUCUGAAGGACCAGCGCGAAUGAGCUCGAAAGGGUUCUUCCAUGAGAACAGCGACUUGCGGGGGCGUUCCAAUGUCAAGCACAGGUCGUACCUGCUAGAAGAGAAUGUGGCACACUUCGAUGAUGGCUUCUUUGGCAUCAAUCCCAAGGAAGCUGCCGAAAUGGAUCCCCAACAGAGGAUACUUUUGGAAGUCGUUUAUGAGGCAUUUGAAUCUGCUGGGCUAUCUCUACACGAUAUCAACGGCUCCCGGACGUCUGUCCAUGUCGGGGUGAUGACGGAGGACUAUCUCCUUGUCCAGGCUCGUGAUCCUGAUACGCUUGGUGGCCACCUGGUUACUGGCUUGUCUCGGGCAGUCCUGGCUAACCGCUUGUCUCAUGCAUUCAAUCUACAAGGACCGUCGCUCGCGAUCGAUACUGCCUGUUCGAGCUCCCUUGUUGCGUUGCAUCUGGCAGCGCAAGGCUUGCAACGAGGCGAAGCCACCCAUGCUGUCGUGGCGGGGACCAACCUGCUUGUGGAUUCGUCAUGGUACAUCAUGGAAUCGUCUUUGCACAUGCUUUCAGAAGAUGCACGCUGCCGAAUGUGGGAUAAGAACGCAAAAGGAUACGCUCGAGGCGAAGGUGUGGCCGCAGUAGUGUUGAAAACACUUGCUCAGGCUAUCCAAGACAACGACCAUGUUGAAUGCGUCAUCAGAGCGACUGGGAUGAGCAGCGACGGGGCAGGUAACGACGCUGGGCUUACAGUGCCAUCCCCAACAGCACAGACUUCGAUGAUUGCCCAAACAUACCGUGAAGCUGGCCUGGAUCCGGCUGUCGAUCGUUGCCAGUACUUUGAAGCUCACGGUACUGGCACUCAGGCUGGCGAUCCUGCAGAAGCUCAAGCGAUUCACGACGCAUUCUUCAGCGGUGCGGGUAGUACCAAGAUCGACCAACUCUACUGCGGGUCUAUCAAAACGAUUAUUGGCCAUACGGAAGGCUGCGCUGGGAUUGCCGGGCUGAUCAAAGCCUCGUUGGCGGUUCAAAACAAGUCGAUACCCCCAAACAUGCACUUCACCCAACUGAAUCCAAAGAUCCAGCCCUUUUACAAGCAUCUAACCGUACCGACGUCUCUGCUUCCUUGGCCCGAAGUCAAAGGACCACGAAGAGCAAGCAUCAAUUCAUUUGGGUUUGGCGGUACCAACGCUCACGCCAUCAUCGAGAGCUACGAACACUCGAACAGUGCUACCUUGCCGCCGGUCACUGUCGGCUCGAAUGAAGAGCAUGCAGAGCCCAAUCCACUUGCAAAAAACGUGACUGGACCAUUCGUUUUCUCCGCCAGGAACAAGAGCUCAGCCUUGCAUUGGCUCUAUCAGCUGCUUGACGUUUUACAGAACGACGAGGCUCUCGAUUUUGAGUCGCUCAGCUAUACGUUGCAGUGUAGGCGAUCAGAAUUUCGAUUCCGCACAACCAUUGCCAGCGCUACCGACCGUGAAGACCUCAUUGAGCAGCUGGAGGACCAGCUCGCCCUCAUUAUUACUUCUCAGGAUGAAGCUACCUCUGCCAACAGUGCACCUAGAAGCGAUGGAGCGCCUUCCGUCUUUGGUGUUUUCACUGGCCAGGGUGCCCAAGCAGCAAAAAUGGGCUAUGCGCUAUCAAAACAUUGCAAAACAUUCAGAGACUCGAUGGCAAGUUGCGAAUCUGUUCUGGCGUCCCUCCCAAGCCCCCCAGCCUGGUCUUUGACUCAAGAACCAUGUUUGGGAUCAGAAGAAUCACGCAUUUCCCAAUCGCAGUACUCUCAACCCAUCUGCACGGCGGUUCAGAUUGCGUUGGUCGACCUACUACGUGUCUGUGGCAUCCAAUUCCGAGCUGUUGUCGGCCACUCGUCAGGGGAAAUCGGAGCCGCAUAUGCAGCUGGCGUUCUGAGCCGGAGGGACGCCAUGGGGAUUGCGUACUAUCGGGGCCUCGUCACACGUCUAGCGCAAGGCCCAACAGGGAAGUCUGGAUCUAUGAUGGCCGCGUCUAUGUCCUACAGCGCUGCCAUGGAACUGUGUUCCCAGUCCACGUUCCAGAGACGAGUGGCUGUUGCAGCAAGCAACUCCCCCAGCAGUGUGACGUUUUCCGGAGAUCACGACGCCAUUUUGGAAAUGAAGGAACUGCUCGAUGGGCAGCAGAUCGUUGCUCGAGCGCUCCAAGUCGAUACAGCCUACCACUCGCAUCAUAUGCAAGCCUGCGUGGAGAUUUAUCUGAAGCACCUCAAGGAGCUACACAUCUGUGUCCAAAGACCAGCUGACGGUCAAGAAUGUGCGUGGUAUUCCAGCGUUAUGCGAAGUACAAAUUUGUGUAAUCAUUUGCACUCUGCGCAACUUGAAGACCAGUACUGGGUCGACAACCUUACUCACACUGUCUUGUUCUCGAAGGCCGUGGAAGCGGCUUUGGAGGCCAACGGUGCUGCUCUUACUUUCGCCAUCGAAUGUGGACCACACGCCACCUUGCGAGGCCCAGUCAGCCAAACCUCGAAGCAGUCUCUAUCGCAAGACUACUCACUGCCGUAUGCAUCUUGUCUCAGCCGUGGAAAGAAUGCAAUGGAGACGUUUGCAGAAAUGCUUGCCUCGCUAUGGAAGAUAAAGCCUUCUUUGGUCCAUUUCCCAGGAUGGCGUGCUGCUCGCGGCCUGCUAGAGCGUGAGCCACCCCUGAAAGGUCUUCCUCCCUACGCCUGGACUCAUACUCAGGAGCACUGGCGAGAAUCUCGAGUGGUUCGCAGUUAUCGUAUGAAUCCGCACGCACCACACGACAUACUCGGACGACUUAUGAGGGAGUCGAAAUACGAGCACCAAUGGCGAAACACAUUCCGCCUUAGCGAGAUGCCUUGGGUUGCAGGACAUGUCUUCCAGGGCCAGGUUUUGUUUCCUGCCACAGGCUACAUUGCCCUGGCUGUUGAUGCGGCGAAGACGUUUGUCGGACACCAGCCGAUCCGAUUCGUCGAGGUGACCAAUCUGACCAUCCCUACGGCUUUGCCCAUUGGCGAGGGAGAGGAUGUGGAAGUACUCUUUACUAUUCGGUCAGCAGCAUUGCUCGCUGAGCCUGGUUCUGUCGUCCAGGCAGAGUUCGCAUGUUACAGCUUCCCCAAUGGCUCUCAAGAUGCUGAUCAGAACUGCACUGGUUCUAUAGCCAUUCACCUCGGAGUUGCCAGUCCGACAGACCUGCCUCCCACCUUGAUUUCUGACGUCGAGAUCAUCCCAGCCAAUAUCGAUCGGUUUUAUAAGGCUGCGCUUGAGAUUGGCUUUGGCUAUCAGAACGCUUUUCGCUCAUUACGAAAGCUCUGGAAGACCUGGGGUCAUGCAAAGGCGACCGCUUCAUGGAUGUGGGAUGAUCCUGAUAUGCAGCUAUCUUGCACACUUCACCCAGCUAUUCUGGACAAUGCGCUGCAGGUUGGCCUGGCGACGAUUUUAUCUACUGCCGAGAACUCCAUGCACAGCCCCUAUCUUCCUGUGGGCGUGAAACGAGCGGUCAUCAACCUCAACACGGACUUGAAGCAACAUUGCACGAUUGAAGCGAUCCUCACGAGUCCACAAGUCGGUCUCGGCUCUCGUAUUGAAGUCGACAUCAAUACCAGGCAUUCGAAUAGUCCUGCCGAUAUCUGUGCAAUACAAAUGGAAGGUGUGGCCUUCCGGGCCAUUGCAGAGGCACGACCGUCUGAAGACCGCAACAUUCUCGCAAAGACCGUCUUGGCCCACGAUGCGUUGUAUGGCCUUAUCGCCAUGUCUCCAUGCCAGGAGAAAGCUCUUGGGAAUCCUCUUCCGUACAGUCCGGAAGAGUAUGAGCGUGUUGCACUGUUCUAUCUUGCACGUCUCAGUCGUGCUGUGGGAGCUAGGGAGUUUGAUGCCCUUCAACCAGGUCAUCAUCAGUUCAUUCGAAGUAUCCGAGACGUUCUCAAGGACAUUGGAGAGACUAGUCACCUUCCAUUCAUCCCCGUUGAGUGGCUGGACGAUCAAGAAGAUACCAUUCUCAAUCUUCUCCAGCGGGACCCGGGCGAUGUUGACAUGAGGAGUCUGGCUUCAAGUGCAGAGACCAACAUGCGUCUCCUUACUGGCGCAGCCAAUCUGACAGUGACCUGCGGCUUCCAAGAGACGAGAUGGAGCAGUGCUUGCAGGCAGACCGUAGCUCAGUCCGUCCUUGGAAUCACCCACACGCAUCCCAGGACAAAUAUUCUCCAUAUGUGUGACCAUGACGCUACUCCUGUCAUCGAGGUUCUCGACAACAUUGGCGAUGCGUAUCAGUCUUACACAUGUGCUAAUCCAUCACAGGAGGUUGUAAAUCACGCAAGAGAGACGGUCGACAAACACGGUGUUACGGCAGAGCGUGUUUCGUUCGAGAUACUCGACAAAGAGGCUUGGAAAGAGCGUCCGCCUUUUGAUGUCGUUGUAGUAACCGAGCUGGCGCGGGCUGGGCAGAAUCUUACGGAGAGUGUCCAAUAUAUACGACGCCUUUUACGGCCUGGUGGCUUUCUAAUCUCCGUGGAAAUGACAGGCCCCUCCCUUCGUCCUUUGGCAAUAAUGGGCGGCUUCGAAGAAUACUGGGGCGAAGGCGGUCUUGGGGCUGCUUUGACGACUGGACAAUGGGACAACCUACUUUCCAACAGCGGAUCUUCGGGCAUCACUACUGCAGCUUAUGACUCGCCUAUGGUUGACAUGCAUGGCUAUUCUGUGUUUUCCUCGCAGGCCACUGACGAUCAGCUCGAGAUACUCCGCAAUCCGCUGGCAUUUCUACCAGCCAUCCGUCAAUCUCCGUUGGUUCUGAUUGGGGGUCAAACUGGUCAAGUUGCGUCUAUGAUUCGAGGAGCCAUGCAGGUUCUCCGACAACACUCAUCUGACAUUCAAGUGUGGGGCAGUCUAGAUGCCAUGGACGUCUCUCGACUGCCUGAAAAUUGCUCAGUUCUCUGCUUGCAAGAUCUCGACAAGCCUCUCUGGUCGUCUCCGCCAUCGGUCGAACAGGUGGAACAUCUUAAGGGGCUCCUCAGCACUGCCCGCAAUCUUCUGUGGGUUACCGCAAACCGUUUGGUCAAAGAUCCGGCUGCAAACAUCAUGGUCGGGGUUGGGCGAGCACUGGCUCACGAGCACUUCAACCUUAGGCUCCAAUUUCUUGACUUUGAUGAAGAGGAAAAGUGGGAUCUUCACACUCUCCUCACACAGCUUCUCCGACUGAUCCAUUCUGACAAUGAGUCCACCGAAGCGAUGCUUUGGGUGAGAGAGCCUGAGAUUGUUGUCCGAGAGGGACGGCUGAUGACACCACGGUUAACAUCGGAUCCCGCCCAGAACGAAGUGCACAAUGCCGGUCGGCGUCUUGUAGUCAAAGACGUGGAACCAAACGAGCAUGUGGAGCUCAUUGACGGAUCUGAGUCUUCGCCAGGGAGGAAGCUGUGGUGCAGCCGCUCACCUGACAUCGGCGACGAUCACAUUCCAAUGGAAGUGAGGCUAUCCAUUGCCCUGCAUCUCCCCGGCGAAGCUCCAUGCUAUCUGUCGUGUGGUACAGUGGCGGAUGCAAACAGUAACUCCGCAGCGUAUGCCCUGACAGACUCAGACUCCUCGCAGGUGUCAGUCCGCAGAGAUUCUGCCAUCCGUCUUGAGGAUGAGCUAGGCUUUGACCUAAUAGUUCUCGCGAAAUUGGUAACGCUUUUUCUAGCAAGCACUCUCGUCUCGAGAAUGCCUAGCGUUAGAUCUAGCCUCGUAUACGGUGCGUCUAGUAGCCUAAUCUAA
Zasmidium cellare ATCC 36951 is the source of this 5847-nucleotide messenger RNA. RefSeq lists its product as uncharacterized. Gene Ontology annotation, biological process: secondary metabolite biosynthetic process; fatty acid biosynthetic process. Gene Ontology annotation, molecular function: 3-oxoacyl-[acyl-carrier-protein] synthase activity; fatty acid synthase activity. The transcript is spliced from 3 exons. NCBI's taxonomy places the organism in Eukaryota, Fungi, Ascomycota, Dothideomycetes, Mycosphaerellales, Mycosphaerellaceae. The record is from RefSeq and is a predicted model, not a curated record. The coding region runs from base 1 to 5847 and encodes 1948 amino acids.